Thamnophis elegans (Western terrestrial garter snake) is the source of this 1008-nucleotide messenger RNA. Its product is annotated as aquaporin-5-like. Gene Ontology annotation, biological process: transmembrane transport. Gene Ontology annotation, molecular function: water channel activity. NCBI's taxonomy places the organism in Eukaryota, Metazoa, Chordata, Lepidosauria, Squamata, Natricidae. The transcript is spliced from 5 exons. Gene Ontology annotation, cellular component: plasma membrane; apical plasma membrane. The record is from RefSeq and is a predicted model, not a curated record. Bases 1 to 1008 code for a protein of 335 amino acids.
AUGACUGACAGGUUUCUCUUUGGCCCCACCUACACUUGGCUAAACCCAUCCCUUUCUCUCUAUAAAUGCAUGCAGCAUGGCCCAGCAAAUUUACUCCCAGCUCGUGGUGCCUGCAAGUUCCAUGUUAACACCCACUCGGUGUCUACUGCACCAGCCAUGGCUACAACCGAAAGACAAGCAGAGAUUCUGAGCCCCAAAUUUGCCUGGGCUAUUCUAAGUGAAUUUGUAGGAACUGCAAUCUUUCUCUGCAUUGCCUUGGGCGCAUCCUUCAAAUGGCCCAUGGAACAACCUAAUGUUCUCCAAAUUUCUUUGGCUUUCGGACUAACCGUUGCAACCAUGGUUCAUAUCUUUGGUCCUAUCAGCGGUGCACAUAUCAACCCAGCUGUCACCCUUGCCUACUUUGUGGGGAACCAGAUCUCCAUCGUCCGCUUUGUAUUUUAUAUGAUCCUACAGGUGCUGGGAGCCCUUGCUGGUACAGGAAUCAUCUAUGCGGUGACACCCGGAGAGAUCCGCUCAACACUCUUUGCCAAUCAUGUCCCUAAAGAGGUAACUGCAGGCGAAGCCUUUGUGGUUGAACUCAUUCUAACCUUUUCUGUGGUUAUGUGCAUCUUCUCUGUAACUGAUAAGCGCAAGAGAGAGAGCAGAAGUUAUGCAGCAUUGUCUAUCGGCCUGGCUGUCACUAUGGCUCACCUUAUCGGGAUUUAUUAUACUGGCUGCUCCACAAAUCCAGCAAGAUCCUUUGCCCCUGCUGUCAUACUGGGGACAUUCGGUCCUUUUCACUGGAUCUUCUGGAUAGCACCUUUCCUAGGAGCUGUCUUGGCUGCUAUAAUUUACAACUACGUCCUAUGUCCCCAGAGACUGAGCAGGGAGGAGAGACUGGCUAUUUUUAAAGGUUUCUUUCCCUGUGAAGAUAAUCUGCAGCAGCCACCAGGAAAUAGGGCUGACUCACGCUGGAACAAUCCCUCUGGUCAGGAGAAUCACCCCAUGAACUAUACUUCACACAUGUAA